UUUUUCUCUUCAAAAUUUCUCCCUUGUCCUUCCACUUCCUGUCAGCUCUCGUCCCCUCCCCCCCUCUAUAUAUAAGGAAACCCUAUCCUUUCCUCUAAACAGCUCCACCAACUCCCUGAUCACCUCUCACCUGAUCUCUCUUUCUCUCUUCAUUAAUGGAGGAUCUUAUGAUGAGGAAACGACCAGCCUUUAUGCCUAGUUCAAUCACUCCUGCAUCACCACUAACCAUGCAUAGAGAUUCACACACAAUAGACAAAGUCAAGCCAAAGGUACGCAUAAUUCACAUCUUUGCUCCUGAAAUCAUCAAGACGGAUGUUGCAAACUUCAGAGAGUUGGUGCAAAGACUUACAGGGAAACCAACUGUUCAAAAAGGGGGUUGCAAGAAGAAAGCAAGAAGCGCAAGAACACAGGAUCAACCAAGAAACUGCAACAACAACAACAACUACUUAUGUGACAACAAGCCUGUUAUGACCAAGAAAGUUGAGCUAAGGAGCGGGUUUGGGAGUACUUUGGGGUCUAGAGAAAGAGUUAAAGAGGAAGAAGAAAUAUGGAAUGGUCCAAAUUCAGGUGGGUUCUUAGGUGGAUUUACAGAUUUGGAUGGUUUCAUUCAAGAGCUUGGUGAAUUUCCAUUGCUGCCAAUGGAUGCUAAUCACAUGCAAGGGUUCGGGGAGACUCAACUUGCCUAAACGAUCCUUGCAAAUGCUUGAUUACAUCUGGCUUUUGUGUUUUUUUGGGAUUAUAUAAUAUGGAUCUAAUUUAGAUAUUGGUUUAACUCAUGAAUUCUUCUGCUUAUUAAUUUGUUCAUUUUUCUAAUUCAUUUAUCUCUAUUUAAUCUCUCUCUUGAUGUAAAUAAAGAGGAAAAACUUUCUCUUUUUAAAUUGAAGAACAGAAAUUGCAUUUUCUUAUAUAUAUAUAUAUAUAUGCUUCUGCCAUGUGUGGAUGUAAUAGAAGUAAACUGGAGCUGCUCCUUUUUUCUUUUC
Molecule: messenger RNA, 980 nt
Organism: Populus nigra (black poplar)
Lineage: Eukaryota; Viridiplantae; Streptophyta; Magnoliopsida; Malpighiales; Salicaceae
Product: VQ motif-containing protein 25-like
Exons: 1
Coding region: 156-686 (176 amino acids)
Cellular component (GO): nucleus
Source: RefSeq, a predicted model, not a curated record